Molecule: messenger RNA, 1676 nt
Organism: Cuscuta campestris
Lineage: Eukaryota; Viridiplantae; Streptophyta; Magnoliopsida; Solanales; Convolvulaceae
Source: the annotation of a GenBank genome assembly
GAAUAUUCAACAUCACAUUGUGCUUGUCGUUUGUUUAGUAUUAGAUCCAAGAAAGAACAUUAAUGGAUCCAAGAUUUUGGGAUUUUUAGUGCUCAAGAAUUAAAACUUGUAUAUUUUGAUUGGGUUGUUUGAGACUGUUUCAUCUUUCAAUGAGGCGCAGUGAAGACUCAUCAUUGACUGUACUGAGUUGGGCAUUCAUUUUUCUGGGUGCCUGCCAUUGUUUGAAAGAUGCAGAUCAAGAGCUUGAUAGGGUAAUGCAUUUGCCCGGGCAGCCGCGAAAUGUCGAUUUCAAGCACUACUCUGGCUAUGUGACUGUGAAUCAGACUGCCGGGCGGGCACUGUUUUACUGGCUCACUGAGUCACCAGCGAGUCGAAAGCCUGAGAAAAGGCCACUCAUUUUGUGGCUCAAUGGAGGGCCUGGCUGCUCUUCCAUUGCCUUUGGUGCUGCUGAAGAGAUUGGGCCAUUUCAAAUCAAACCUGAUGGGAAAACUCUUUAUCUCAAUCCUUAUUCUUGGAACAAGUUGGCAAAUUUGCUGUUUCUUGAAUCUCCAGCUGGUGUGGGUUUCUCGUACUCAAAUACGACCUCGGAUUUGUCUACCAUGGGUGAUCAAACCACGGCUGAAGACACAUACACAUUUCUUCUCAAGUGGUUUGAGAGGUUCCCUCAAUACAAAUAUAGAGAUUUCUACAUUGCUGGGGAAAGUUAUGCAGGGCAUUUUGUUCCACAGCUAUCUCAAAUCGUCUAUGAAAGAAACAAGGGAAUCAAGAACCCAGUUAUUGCUCUCAAGGGAUUCUUGGUGGGAAAUGCAGUAACGGAUGAUUACCAUGACUAUAUUGGCACAUUUGAAUAUUGGUGGACACACGGUUUAAUUUCAGAUUCUACAUACAAGCAUCUUGGUGAAGUUUGUGAUUUGGAAUCAUCUACUCACCCUCGAAGUGCAUGCCUCAAAGCUCUUAGUAUCGCCCAAAAUGAGCAGGGAAAUAUUGAUCCUUAUAGCAUAUACACUUCGCCAUGCAAUAACACGUCAUCCCUUAAGCGAAACUUGAGGGGUCAUUAUCCAUGGAUGUCCAGAGCAUUUGACCCAUGUACCGCGAGGCAUUCUGAAGUUUACUUUAACAUACCAGAAGUGCAAAAGGCCUUUCAUGCCAACGUAACUCGCAUCUCCUAUCCAUGGACUACAUGCAGCGAUACGGUUAUUAAUGCCUGGGGAGACUCGCCUAAAUCAAUGCUUCCUAUUUAUAGAGAGUUGAUAGCUGCUGGUCUCAAGAUAUGGGUAUUCAGUGGGGAUACAGAUUCUGUGGUUCCAUUUACAGCCACCCGAUACUCCAUUGAUGCGUUGAAGCUUCCAACCAUUAUCAACUGGUACCCUUGGUACGACAAUGGCAAGGUCGGGGGAUGGAGCCAAAUAUAUAAGGGGUUGACAUUGGUGACUGUAACCGGGGCAGGGCAUGAGGUGCCGUUAUAUCGCCCGCGACAAGCUUUCAUUCUUUUAAGGUCAUAUCUGGACAACAAACCUAUGCCCAACUCAUGAAAAGCCUACAUUCAUGGUUCAUCAUUCCUCAUAAGCAUCCAAAGCCAAAGAGCUCAUAUUAUCAUUCAAGUAAAGAAAGAAAAAUAUUCCCACUUGGAAAUCAGUGGAAACCUAAAGGGGAAUAAAUGAAUCAAACUGAUCAAU